UUGGCUAAAAGUCUUGUCAAAACGUAGUGCCGUGGGAGUGUGUUCAGUUAAAAUGCUUCUGUAAAGUGAGCAGCCUGUCUAGAUUUCACUACCCUUUGAGGAAAGCAAAGUCUAGCUUCUGUAGUCCUUCCUCCUUCCUAGUUCUCUCAUUUCGGUAAAAGCAGUGCACUCCCUCCCCUCACUGUUUGUUUCUCUCCCACACUCCAGAUGACAGGCAUUCUUCUCUCUCUUCACUAACUCCACUUUAGGAUGUGACUCAUCUUUCCAUUCUAUCCCUGCUUCCCCUCUUGCCUCUAGAUUAAAAGACUGCAUUCUUCUUUCAUCUCUCUCUCUCUCUCUCUCUCUCUCUCUAAUUUGAGGAGCAGUGCAUCCCUUCUCUGCUCUGUCUCUCUCUGUCUAAUUUAGGGAAUGGUGCAUCCCUCUCUCUCUCUCUCCCGCUACUCUCUCUCUCUCUCUGUUAGGCUGAGCUGGCAUCGUUCCUGUUUGUUUUCAGCCAUUUUGGGCUGCAGACACUGAAAGAAACUGCUAAAUGGCUGCCUCUCUCCUCUGAGGCCGGAGAUCUCGUUCCUCCUGCAACUCUUCCACCGAGCAGAAAAAAAAAAUAUUUAUUUCAGUCAGUCAGCCUCUCAGUCAGUCAGUCAGUCAGGCGGUCGGUUAGUUCUCACUGUACUGUGCGUUCCUCUAUUAGGAUAACGACAGGAGUAUCUGAGAUGCUGCUUCAGCUAAAGCAAGGUUUCGGGGCAACAACAUGGUGUCCAUGGCAGAGGCCUUGGACUCUGGCCACCCCAGCGCCCUCCUCUCGCACCUGAACAACCAGCGCACGUGUGGCGGACUGUUCUGUGACAUCACACUCAUCGUGGGGGAAUCCAAGUUCAGGGCUCACCAGAACAUCCUGUCUGCCUGCAGCCUGUACUUCAAAGAGCUGUUCUCCUCCUCCUCCUCUCCUCUUCCUCCUCCUCGUCACGCCCCCCUCCACAGCGAGCGAGUUCUUGAGUUGCCGGAGCUGAAGCCGGAUAUUUUCGCGGACGUCUUGGAUUACGUAUACACCUCCAGGGUCUACCUCCGCGGUUUCAAGCGUACCAAGGAGCUUGCCAAAGCCGGGAAGAGGCUGGGGAUCCCAUUCCUGGAGAACAUAGCGGAGGAACAGGGAAGCAAAUCCAGCAAGAUAGGCAUCAAAGCAGCCGGCGAUACGACCACAACAGCUCAGCCCUCGGACCUCCCCUGCAACUUUACACCAAGGUUUCUCGGGGGAAACGAGCAGCAAGUGUCUUCAUACGCCGGGCCGGAGGACUCCGCAAGCGCACAGUGGAGGAUGGCGGCCUCAGCAUCAGUGCAGCAACUCAACCCCAGGGCUGGGCUUCAAUCUCCAUCUCCCGUGGACCUGACGGCCCCAGCCAGGAAGGACUCUGAGUCGCACCAAUCUUCUUCCCCCAUUGCUCAGUUCCAAAGUGUUUCACAUUUACUUCCCCCCCAGGGCACUGUACCGACUUUUCCCGCCACGGGCCUUCAGCCCUUGCCUCCAGAGACAACCACUCCCAGGACAGCGAGAGACACAGGCCGCAGCCCCGCAGCCGCAAGCUACGCUGAAAACUUCGAUUCCGAACGGUCUACCGCAGAAACGGCUAAGAUACUGUUCACUCUGCGCACAGCUGCAUUCAAAGGAAUGGGUAAUAACAGCGAAACGGCGGUCCGAAAAGCUGCCGAUGACGCCGCGUCCGAAGACGGAUUCACCACUGCAAAUUCAACAUCAGAAGGGCUGCUGCUGCUGCCGCCACCCGAGCAUCUCGGCCCAACCCGUCCUUCCGUAAAGGGGUUCCUCUGCAGGGUGUGUAAGCGGUCUUUCAGCUCGGCCUCUUCCCUGAGCACUCACCUGAAACUGCACAGGGCCGAGAGGGCGCUGUCCUGCAGGCACUGCGGCAGAGCGUUCAUCCACAACAAGAGGCUGCAGUCCCACGAGGCCGUCUGCAGAGAGGCGCCACAGAAGGGAUCACCGGCUCCACUGGCGGCGGGCAGACCCAAGAAGCUCCUCCAAAGCUGCGAGCAAGGGGAAGAAGGGGAGGAGGAAACUGGGGAAGAGAAGGAGGAAGAGGAGGAGGAGGAGGAGGAGAGGAAUCCUGAGCCAGAACCAUCAGGUGCCAAGUCUUCCACCAACAAGAAGGGACGUGGUAUUCCGGUACGCCCCCGGGGCUUCCAGAGGAUGGACCUGCUUGCGGAGGAGGACCACUUUGUGAAAGUGGUGGACGGCCACAUUAUCUACUUCUGCACGGUCUGCGAACGCUCCUACAUGACUCUGUCAAGCCUCAAGCGACACUCCAACGUGCACUCCUGGCGCAGGAAGUACCCGUGCCGAUACUGCGAGAAGGUGUUCGCCCUGGCGGAGUACCGGACCAAGCACGAGGUGUGGCACACUGGGGAGAGGCGCUACCAGUGCAUCUUCUGCUGGGAGGCCUUCGUCACUUACUACAACCUCAAGACACACCAGAAGUCUUCCCACGGCAUCAACCCUGGCCUGAUCAGCAGUGAGAAGACAGCCAACGGUGGCUACAAGCAGAAACUAAAUGCCCUCAAACUCUACCGCUUGUUGCCCAUGAGAUCCCAGAAAAGGGCUUACAAAACAUACAGCCAGGCCCUUUCUGAAAGCAUUCUGCCUUCUCUGACAGCGCCUUUGGACAAUGGCCUUCCUGAGUCUCCGGGUUCUGAGGGGUUAUGCUCUCUGGGUCUGCACCCGGGGGGUGCUGGGGAUUAUAUAUUUCCGGCACCGCUGGACCCUGCCACUUUGGAACAAGGGGAAAUAACAAACCCCACCGGUCCACACAACCAGUCUAGUCCUGCUAUGCAUGGGAUAAGGGAGGGGGAGACGGUCGAGGAAGCAGCAAAAAGCCUGCUGGAAAGCAGAACAGGUUUUCCAAGCGAAGAUGGUUCUGUCAACACGGUUAUUGCGUACGGUCACCCCAAGCCCUCUGUGAUCGUGCAUGGCACAGCUGUCUCCUCCGUUAUCGUGCACAGCAACCAGGUUGCAUCGACGUCCACGAACAACUGCAGCAGCAGCAGCAGCUAUCCGAGUCGUCGCCCCUCGUCCGAACCCUCAAAAGUCCCCCCACCCAUCAAGAAACAGGUCCUGAAGGAAUACAUCCAGUCCCAGAAAAGAGCUUCCAGUGAGGAAACAGAAGAAGGGAGGAGAAGCGUAGGGGAAGACAAAAGAUCACAGAAACCUUGCAAGAGCUCCGCCAACGGCAACAGCGUUACCUAUGUGGCCAAGCCGGCGUACGUGGGAGCGUCUUCAGAGACCAGAGGCGGCGCCCCCUUGUGCCAGAUCACUGUGCGCAUCGGGGAGGAAGCCAUCGUGAAGAGGAGCAUCUCUGAAACGGACCUGAUGAGGGACAAGGGUCCCCCUGCCAACAAGACCAAAAGAAUGGACCUUCAGCACAAGGAGACGAACCAGCACCAGUACCAGCACCAACACCACAACAAGGAGACGAACCAGCAUCAACACCAACACCAACACCUGCACCGCAACAAGGAGACAAACCAGCACCAACGCCAACACCUACAUCUGCACCGCAACAAGGAGACAAACCAGGACCAACGCCAACACCUACACCACAACAAGAAGGCUGAACCAGAGAAGAAUAAGAAGAAGAAGUGUAAAGCGAGCAGAUUGAGGGAAUACAAUUUCCGCAGGGAGGUGAGGGAGGAGGAGAGCGACCAGGACGCUGAGGACAACCUCUGGCGGCCUUACUACACCUAUAAGCCCAAGAGGAAGACCCUGCACGUUCAGAAAGUAAAAAAAUCCAGCUGGAGGCGGAAACUCCGAUACAAGCGCUCGCUGCGGCUGAUGAAGAGGGCGGAAAAGCUCUUGGGCCGAAGCUUAGACGAGGGCGGCGACUGCAAGUCAAGCGCCGGUCUUCAGGAUGAGCAAGGAGCGCCGGAAGAGGAGGAGGAGGAGGAGCAGGAGAAGUGCCAGAUCUGUGAAGAAACCUUCCCGGAUUUCCUCUCUCUGGAGAAACACGAGAGGAACCAUCGGACGGGCAAGGCCUUCGAAUGCCCCACCUGCGGCAGGCAAUUUUCCACUGUGAAAAAACUGGACAAGCACGAGCUGACCCACCUGAUGGAGUUCGUAUGCUUGCGGUGUCAGGAGUCCUUCAGGAACAGGGCGCUCAUGGAGGCGCAUCAGAAGACGCACCAGGCUGAAAGCGAGAACCGUUUCCCCCCGGAGCGGGCGUUCGUGACCGAAUCCAAAGAAACGGGCUACCCAGAGAAAAGUAACCUGCCCCGGCUAGGGAGAAGGCCGUCUGUCCGGCACACCUGCACCUCCUGUUCCAAAGUCUGCAAGACUGUAGCAGCACUGGGGAGGCACAUGAAAAGGCACGAGGCAGAGAGAGAAGAUUCAGCAGAGCCUGGACCUGAACUGUAUCCCACAGCAGCAGCAGAAGCAGAAGCAGAAGCAACAGACUUAGACCAUGAUUUAGAAGCAAACAGAGAUCAGGCUAAAUCUAUCCCUGUUAUUAAUUACACCACAUCAGCAGCAGACGAGACAAGCGAAGGCCUGGCCGACGUGAGCAGUUACGAGCCUCAAUAUGACAACCCGGGAAAAACUCAGAUUGAGUCUGACCAGGCAACGCUGACACAGCUGUCUGAAAUAUCUUCCAAUAAUGAACAAGUAGUCCUGGAAAAUCCUGGCUCAAGUCCACUGGGAAGCAAGAUUGUUCCCCCACCUGGGAGCCCGGAAGCUGCAGCUCCAGCCAGGGCUGAGGUUCCCAGUGGUUCGGUCCAGAGUGUUCUGGUUCUGAACAGCAGAGACAGUUUGGACUCUUGUCAGCAGCAGGAGGCUGUGACGUCUUACAGGGCCAUAAGAAGCCCGGUUGGACAGCCUCAGGGACCACUGCUGAUAACUGGGACCACAGAACACUGUGAGCCAGGGCUGCGUUCUCAGAGUUAUAACCGCCAAGAUGAGUGCACAGAUCACCAGUGCCAUACAGGCAGUGCUACACCAAGACUCAAUGGAACUGCAGAGGGAACAGUGAGAUCAGAUGAAGGAAACAAUGCUCAGAACAAUUACGAACAGGACACUGGCCCAUACAGUUAUCAAAGCACUCCGAUGAUGUCACACGCCGGAAGGGAGGACGAUGAUGGUCCCCAGAACCUGGUGAUGUCACACGCAGGACCCAGCCCCCCUCCUCCUCCUCCGGAGCAAGCCGCGAUGUCACGCACGAGAGAUGAGGCUUCUGAACGCGGCGAAAUGGAAUCGCACGGGCAGGAAGAGCUUCCUGUGCGGGGGAUGAUGUCGCACGCAGGAAUUGAGGCCCCUCUGUCUGCACAGGAACUGAUGAUGUCCCACCUAGCUAGAGAAGCUCUUCCUGCACCAGAUCUGAUGAGAACGCACAUGGGAAGGGCUGCGGCUCCACAAGAACUGAUGAUGUCACGUAACGGGAGGUCGGAGGGGCUGGCAAUGAUGAUGAUGAGGGCGCCUCAGAAAGAGGAAAAGCCCCCGGCUACAGAAUUCACUACGACUCAAACCACUGCAGGCACCGCUAACACUGCCACUGCUGUUGCACAUGGACGUCUCAUGCCACCGACCACCACUUCCAACAAGUGCCCCCAUAAAAGGAUCAAAUCGCCAAGCCUGGGUGCAAACACUCUGGCGCAAGAACUGCUGAAGCCUCACUUGGGGCCUAACGCGACCGUCCGGGACGUGGCGAGGAUGGCGCACGAAGGCCUGAUUCCGCAGAACCUGAUGAUGCCCCGCGGAACCGGAGACAGCGUGCGCGCCGAGAACCCGCUCGCUCCCCACCAGUCCGAAGAGCUUCAAGACUCUGCUCCGCAGGACCUCCGCAUGGCGACGACCUUUCCGGUUCAGGAGUUCCCUCUGCCUCUCCUGGCGCCCGCCGGCUGCCGAUCCAGCAAAAAACACCAGGAAAGCCCCCUGCUCUCCUACCCAGCCGCUGCCAUGCAGUUUGGCGACCUGGGCAAGAUGUCUAGCGGUGAUCUCGCAAAGCUGCCUUUUUACCCGGACCCCUACCAACUGCUCUAUGGGCCCCAGCUCCUGGCGUACCCUUACAACCUGGCGGCUCUGCCCAUGGCUUUGAACAUGGUGGUCCCCAAUGAAAAAGGGCAGCCUCUCCCAUUCCUGCCGACCCUCUUCAGCUACGUGAACCCCUGUACGGGGCUCGUGCAGGAGCCCCACCUGGUAGCUAAAUCGAGUAGGAGGGGCGACCACCGCGAUGCCGUGAAUCAGUAGGUGAUGAAGAAGAGGACGGUGGCGGCAGAACUGCGUGCCUUCCUCUUCCUGCCACUGCUGUUCCGCCGCGAGAGACGGCGAUCGGGAGUCCUGUCGGUCGACCCAGAGGGUGUUUGCGGUCUCUACCCAUUCACACCCGCCACCUCUCUCCGUUUACCUCUCUGCCCUUAUUUGUAGUAGUCUGUACAAGGUUUCUGCUCAUAUAAACUGUCCUUUUGAGGCACCUUAUAGUUAACUGGGAUUGUGUGUGCUUUUAGUUCAAUCUGCUUCUCAUAGUGAUUGCAAAAAUGAUUUCACGGCUGUUCAGUUUUUUUUUUUUGUUCUUUUUCCCCAGAGAAAGUGAAAGGACUGUAACCCAUUGUGUGUCCGACAUCUCUAUAGUGGGAGAGGUUCAUCUUCUGUAGGCAAAAGAAAAAGGGUGUAGUGGCAUCAAAAUCCUACCUAAAUCUCUCUUAGUAGCUUCACUCCAUUCAACUGUUUCACCAAGGAAAUUGAUGGUGGCCAAAUACAGGGUCCCAAUGAAACAAGGGUAAGAUGAAGCAGUCAGAUGUGUUUGUCGUAAUGGAUUGCUACAGAAAACUCAGGCAUUUGAAUGGCGCGUAGUCUACAUUAAGUGAAGAGAGACCGAUUGAUAAAGCACAGCUGCUCUUCCAAAAGCCUGCUGACAAAAGGUAUCAAAAGAUGGCGUCUGCUAAAAUGAUCAAUCAGUUUAAUAGAGAUGCUACCCAACAGAUUCCCAUUCAGAAACUGUUAGAUUUUCACUAGAUACCUUAUUUAUAUUAUUAACUGAUGUUGCACAUGUUUGGUUGUUUUUUUUUAAAAAAGAAAAAAAGAAAAUGGUUUACAGAAAUAAAUGCUGUUGGAAGGUUUGCAGACUGCACUAGUUCUAGACAGACUGGAAUGUGCCUAUUAGGUUUGGAAUGGUUCAUGACAGGCAUUAAGCCUUAAAAACCAAGGAGCCAAAAAAAAAAAAAUGCAUUCCAUAAAAACCGAUCUCCAAUAAUGAAAAAAAAAAAAUUAUAUUUUCACUCUAC
Molecule: messenger RNA, 7272 nt
Organism: Acipenser ruthenus (sterlet)
Lineage: Eukaryota; Metazoa; Chordata; Actinopteri; Acipenseriformes; Acipenseridae
Product: zinc finger and BTB domain-containing protein 38-like
Exons: 2
Coding region: 749-6238 (1829 amino acids)
Molecular function (GO): protein binding
Source: RefSeq, a predicted model, not a curated record